AAAGUGUCGCGCUUCCCAUCGUAAAGUGACAAAACUGGGCUUUCACGUGGAUCCCGGAAAAAGACGCCGGGCAACAUGGGGAAGAGGAAAGCUCGACAGCAACGCCAGCAACUGAUCAGCAACUUGAGCAAGAAGCAAAAGAAACACCUCAAGGAUUUCGGGGAGGAGCACCCUUUCUAUGAUCGGGUUUCUGCAAAGAAAGAACCAGCUCAAGUUUGUGAACUGUCUGAAAAUUCUGAGCCAUCAGGUUCAGAAAAUGAUUCAGAUAGCGAUUCAGAACAUGUCUCUGUGUAUCACAAAUUAUUGGCCACGUUAAAAACUGCUCCAAACUCAGAUAAUGAGGAGGAAGAUUAUGAUGAAUCUGAAGAUGGAAGUGACAAGAAUCCCAUAGAAACUGAUACUGAAGAGUUUCAGGAUGAGGGAGAAACUGGGGAUGAAGGUAAUAAUGGCGAUGUGCCUGACCAAGAAUCAGUUACAGAAGCACCAGAGCAAAAAACUACUCAAGAAGAACCUGGAGAUGUAGAUAUUUCUAGUGACCUAAAAGAUGAAGGAUUCACAGAUUAUAAACAUGAAUCUGAGUUUAGCCUGGAAACGAAUUUUAUAGAAGAGAGUGCAGACCAGAAAGAAAGUUAUUCUUCUGAUGAUGCUGCUAAAGAUCCGUUUAAGUGCCACAUGGAUGAGGAACUAAACAAAAAAGAAAUAGAUAACAUUCUGGCACACUUCAAAUAUACCACCCAGGUCAAGUGGCCAGCUCUGGGUCAAUUAGUGUUUUCUUCUGCCUUGGAGAAGUUUGGAGUGAUUAAGCCUGAUAAAGAAGUUGAUGUGAAACACCUUCAUUUGCACAAGCCUUUAGAAACUACCUGGCCAAAAGUGAAUAACCCAUUGAUUUCCAAGGAAACUAAAUCAAAAGAUCAGUCAUUUACCCCAUUGCAAAAGGAACUCUUCUGCAUUAUGAAUUCUUACAAGGACUUGUUCUACCCAGAGAGAACUGCUUUAAGAAAUGGAGAAGAAGUUCGUCAUGUUUACUGCUUGCAUGCCAUGAACCAUGUCCUAAAGGCAAAUGCUCAGGUGCUCAGCAAUAAUGCCAAACGAAGGGACCAACAACAAGAUAUUGAAGAUGAUGGUUUCAGGGACCAAGGACUCACUAGACCAAAGGUGCUGAUAGUAGUGCCCUUUCGUGAGUCUGCUUUACGUGUAGUGCAGAUUUUCAUUAGCCUCCUUGAAUCUGUGGGUAAAAAGAAAAUUGAUGUGAGUAACAAAAAGCGGUUCAAGGGGGAAUUUGGCUCCGAUCCAGAUGAGAAACCUCCAAAUCUGAAAAGGCCAGAAGACUAUGACGCUGUCUUUGCUGGAAACAUUGAUGAUCAUUUCAAGAUAGGUGUUGCUGUUCUUCAGAAGAGUUUGCGACUGUAUGCACCAUUUUAUUCCUCUGAUGUCAUCAUUGCUUCUCCCCUUGGCCUGAGGACUGUGAUUGGAGCUGAGGGGGAAAAGAAUAGAGACUACGAUUUCCUUUCGUCGAUAGAAAUGCUUAUAAUUGAUGAAGCUGACAUUUAUCUGAUGCAAAAUUGGGAGCAUGUUUUGCACCUUCUGGCCCACAUUAAUCUAUUGCCUUUGGAAUCACACGGGGUGGAUUUUUCACGGGUGCGAAUGAUCAGUCUGAAUAACUGGUCAAAGUACUAUCGGCAGACACUGCUUUUUGGAGCCCUUCAGAAUCCGCAGAUCAACUCAAUCUUCAAUAAGCACUGCUUGAAUUACCAGGGACAGGUAGCAGUAAGGAAUGUACCAUUGAUAGGUUCCAUCAGUCAUGUUGUUGUCCAGCUUCCUCAUGUUUUUCGGAAAUUGGAAGCUGAAAAUUCUGUUUCUGUAAUUGAUGCAAGGUUUCAUUUUUUCAUUGACAAAGUAUUGCCUGAGUAUCGAGAUGCAGUUAUGUCACAUACCCUCAUUUAUAUUCCAUCAUAUUUUGAUUACGUGCGUCUUCGGAACUACUUCAAGAAGGAGGACCUGAGUUUUAUGCAUAUUUGUGAAUACACAGAUAAAUCAGGCAUUUCCAGAGCAAGGCACUUUUUCUUAAAGGGACAGAAGCAAUUUCUAAUUUUUACAGAACGCUUCCACUUUUAUAAAAGGUACACCAUUAGAGGCAUCAGAAACCUUAUUUUUUAUGAACUUCCAACCUAUCCACAUUUCUACAGUGAGGUCUGCAAUAUGAUGAAGUUGGCAGAUGGCGGGGAAGAAGCGACAUUGACCUGUACGGUGCUUUAUUCCAAAUAUGAUGCUCAGAAACUGGCUGCUGUGGUGGGUGUGGAGCGGACUGCUCAGAUGCUCCAGUCUUCCAAAAAUGUGCACCUUUUUGUCACUGGGGAAACAGAAUGAAGCAAGCCUCCUGUGGUGGCUGCUGUGAUGACUUUGCCUAAUAUAUUUGGGCUUGUAUUUCUUUUGUUACAAAUGUUAGGGGAUAAAAGUUAGUAGUUUGGAUACCUUUGUUUUAAAAAGGCCCAUUUUAAAGUGAACAUAAAAAAUAACAAAUGAGUGGUAUUCCUCUUCACGUUAAAUCUUUCUGACUCCUGUCUAUUGCUUUUGCUGCUGUCUGGAAAGGUAAUUUCUUUUGCCUUUAUAGUGGAUUUUGCAUUGUGUUUUUAUAUUGGAUGGCUAAGAACACUUUCAUUUUGGGAGUAUCUCAUUUCCUACCCUGCAUACUAGUCUGUGUAGAGAGAAACAGAAAAUUGUAUGAUUCCCCUGUGGAUAAGGAAAGAGAAGCCAUAAAUCAAUCAAGAUACAUACUUCAUGGUGCUGAAAGUCUUUGGUGUCCACUACCCAAGUCUAAUAAAUAGAUUACAAUAACAAUCAAACCUUGUCCCAAAUCUGCAUCCUUGAGAGAUUUGACCCCAUAGUUGCCUGACGGAAAAAGAGGGGUUAAAUUCACAGUUGACUAGGAACAGUAUAGUGUCAAGAGAUUUUCUGAAUAACUACCAGUAUAUCAAAAAGAAGAGAUAUCUUAUAAAGUUGUUGAUACAGAUCUUACAUAAAUACAGUCUGUCUGCAUUGGUCACCUUUUUAAAAACUUAGUGUCCAUAUUGUAAGUUCUUUUUAAAUGUCAAGAUAGACCCUUUCCACACAAGUCACCUAGAGCAUUUUCAGUCCCCCCUCUUUACCACAAUGUUCGUCCACCCUCACUUCCUCAAAACAUUUCAUGGCCACCAUGAGGGGUUUUUUUUUUGGGGGGGGGGGGAUUUGUAGAAUGAUGCUUCAUUGAUUUUUUGCUGAGAUUCUUUGUAGCUCAGUUUAAUCAUUGCUUCAUAGGUUUAACCAAACAACAAAAACCCCCACAAAAAUGAAAUAAUAAAGAGGCAAGGAGAAAUGGAAGUCGGGGACAAUGAAAAAAAUGGUGCCAAGGGAAAAGUUGGGUGACAGCACAAGGUGUGGAAAAUGGCAGUGGGAAAGAUAAAAUGUUACAAAUGUGACCACACAGUAAGGGAAGACAACUUGAAAACAUUUCAAUCAAAAUAAUAAAUGUAAAAGGGGUUUAAAAAAAUGGAGGAAGAACUGUUUGGAAACAUUUUCAGAACCAAGGUGAGGGGGAACAAUAUGGAGGAAACAUUUUUUGCAACCUGAAAAGGUUUUAAGUUUCUUGUGCAGAAAUGGCCAUAGUCCUGCAGAGAAAAUGGAUCACUGGUAUGUGUUGUCUUGCUUUUUAUUUUAGUUCUAAGCUAACUACUGAUAACCAUAUAUAACUCAUUCUGCUAGAAUGGAAACUAACUACUACAUGCCAAAAAGCACUUUCAUUUAAACAGAGAAUAAUUACUGCCAGUUUUUGGUGUAGUGCUAACCUUUAUUUCUAAAAACUUGUAUACUUCCCAGUGUGAAUCCUGGUGAGGGAUAUAAAAGCAGACAGCUAAAUAAAAGUGAUCUUCCCUU
Molecule: messenger RNA, 3909 nt
Organism: Sphaerodactylus townsendi
Lineage: Eukaryota; Metazoa; Chordata; Lepidosauria; Squamata; Sphaerodactylidae
Gene: UTP25
Product: UTP25 small subunit processome component
Exons: 12
Coding region: 76-2367 (763 amino acids)
Biological process (GO): maturation of SSU-rRNA from tricistronic rRNA transcript (SSU-rRNA, 5.8S rRNA, LSU-rRNA)
Cellular component (GO): nucleolus; small-subunit processome
Molecular function (GO): rRNA binding; U3 snoRNA binding
Source: RefSeq, a predicted model, not a curated record